UGGUCCAUGCAGUGCGCAUGUGCAACAACCGAAAGCCCCGAGGUCCAGUCGGACAGCACCCACCGAGCAGGGCACUGAGGUCCUUCCCGCUAACAGGGUCUGGUUCCGUCAGAAUGCGGCCAGCGUUAGAGCAAGCCCUAGAUCGUGCAGAGGAGGUCAUUGCAAGGGCCCAGCAGACACCCCCUGAAAGCACAGCCCCAUCGGGCCAGGAGAAAUCUCUCCAUGAAAAGCUUUAUGACAUUUAUGUUGAAGAAUGUGGCAAAGAGCCCGAGGUCCCCGAGGAACUCACGACCAGUGUCAACCUGCUAGAGAAGCUGGUUAGCAGAGAGUCGUUGCCAUGCCUAGUGUUCAACCUAUACCCGGGAGAUAAGGGCUGUUCUGUGAUGCUGGAUGACAAAAGUGGGUCCUUUUCAGAGAUCAUUUCACUGCCCUAUGGAGAAGGUAAACUGUUGGAGUACUUGGAUGCACAACAGUUACCUCCUGUUCUGCUCGACAUCCUGGGCACCUCUCAGAUGAACCUUUUCCAUAGUGGGUGUGUCAUAGCAGAAAUCCGAGACUACAGGCAGUUCAUGGGCCUGGGCUCGCCUGUGUACAAAAGUAGGCAUAUUCUCUUACGUCCAACGAUGCAGACUUUAGUGUGUGAUGUAGAAGCCAUUGCAAGUGACAACCCUCAAUGGACACAGCAAGACAAGCUCACCUUUGAGAGGCAACUAAUUCUGGCUCCAGCAGAGCCACUGUGUCUGGAGCCCUCUGUGGCAGUGGCCUGCACUGCCAACAGACUGCUAUUUAACAUGCAGACUAUGAAUGCUGCCCCAAUGACACAGUGCUUCAAGAGGCAUUCGUGGCCUUCCCUGAGCCUGCAGGAGGAGUCAUUUCCACAUCCUUCUCACCCUGACUCUAGAGUACUAACUGCUUGCAGAAAGAAAAAAGAAAAGAAAUCUAGUCAGGAAGGAGACCCGAAGAUCACAACACAGAAUUAUGUAGACACAUGGAAACAGAGCCCCUGUGACCUGUCUGUGCCUUCUGAAAUUGAUGUGCAGGAAUACACCAAAGGAAACCAGUCUGCCCAACCUGGUAACGAACCACAAGCAUUCUGCUCACCUCCUGUGCUAGAAAAUGAUCUUGUAUUUGACUGUGAAGCUGACAGUUGGCUGUGGGAAACAAAAGCAAACAUCCUGAUGUCAAAUAAUGAUCCACUUUGGUGUGAUGUGGUAGAUCCACCAAAAUGUCCCAUACUCAAGAGGCAGAAACAUUCCACACACAUCUCCACAGGUGACUGUUCAGGAGUUCUUAGGACUGUAUCAAAGACUAACGCUGAGAGGGCAGUCAGCACAUGCCAGGAGCCCGUCCAGAGCACAGCUGAAUAUGCAGGCAAGAUGGCAUCAGGCCCCAGUGUCUCAGCCAGUGUCAGUCAACCCUCUCCAGAGGCAAAGCCAAAACAGCCUAUGACCUCAGUGUCAGCAGAGUCCUCAGUAUCCAGAAAUGCAAUCAACUCAGGAGCUCCACAGGUCACACUUACCUCCACCUCAGGACAGAAUUUGUCAGGUCAAAAUCCUCCUGCACAACCGGCCUGCUGGUCCCAGAAGGUCCCACCUCUUGCUCCUGUGCCCAAGCCAGCCAGACUUUCUCAGAAGGGUCACAAAAGAAUCAAGUCACUUCCUCCUCCUGCCCAGCCUCCUGCCCACCAUUCACAAAAAACACUGCUGACCCAGAAGCCAACUAGCUCCACUAGCCUGCAGGUCAUCCAUGUGGUGGGCCCAGCGCAGGGAACCCAGGGUUUGGUGAGUGGUUCUGAUUCCAUGCUGCGCAGUACCACUAAUGCCCCACCUGCUGGGGGAACCCAGCACAGUGGCCUUCUGCCCCCAGAAAGUCAGCAGCCCAUUGCAGGGUCAGGUGGGACACAGAUAGCCUCUCAGCCAAGUGUGCAACUCAUUUUACGUAACCCUUCUGGUCUCAUGCCCUUAACUAUACUCCAACUUCCACCUGGUUCCAUCAUUUUGAGCACCCAGCCCCAGCCCCAGCCCCAGCAGCAGCAGCCCCUUCCCCAACCCCCACUCCAAACCCCAUCACAGCCCCAGGUAUAUCAGCUGAUUCCACAACAACAGCUUCAGCAACCCACAACUUCUCUUCCACCACCACAGCCUGACCCACAGGCUUCUGCCAAACAUCCAAGCAGUCAGCAGUGGGCCUGGCCAGCUCAGCAAGAUGUGAUUAACCAGAAGCCCCAGGCAGCUGUGUUGGGUCAGCUCGGCUCUGACCAGCAAAGACCUGGGCAGGGCCUUUCUUCUCAGACAUUACACAACCCUCCUGCUCAGCCACAACAGCUGCAGGCACAUGGGCAGGUGAAGAAUCACCAAGUGAGAUACUGGCAGCAUCCAGUGUCUGUGACGACAGCAGCCACUCAGACCACUCAAGUCCCCCAUCGUGGCCACAUAGCCCGCCAUGCCAAAGGUAGCACCAACAGAGCCCUGCCACCCACCCCAAAGUCCUGAAUCUUACUUCAGUUUUCCUGUUUUUAAAAACAUUCAAGCAUAGCGAUAAAUAAGUUGCAAGUUUUUACUUCAUAUUUGGUGUUUUUCAUUUUGGGUGGGGGGGUACUGGAGAUCGAACUCAGGCCCUUGUGCUUGCCAUGCAGCUGGUGGCACCACUGAGCUAAAUCCCAGGCCUAGUAUUUUACAUUUUAAAGCAUAAACUUUACACCAAAGCACAGUCCCAUAAUUUUAACAUAAAAACAGGGAAUACAUUUAAUAAACCAUGAUUGUCUUUUUUUUUU
Molecule: messenger RNA, 2773 nt
Organism: Heterocephalus glaber (naked mole-rat)
Lineage: Eukaryota; Metazoa; Chordata; Mammalia; Rodentia; Bathyergidae
Gene: Supt20hl2
Product: SUPT20H like 2
Biological process (GO): regulation of transcription by RNA polymerase II
Cellular component (GO): SAGA complex
Molecular function (GO): transcription coregulator activity
Source: RefSeq, a predicted model, not a curated record